AUGGAAGUAGUUCAAGUCAACUUGAAUCACUGCGAGGCGGCACAGGACCUCCUGUGGCAAGCAACGGUGGAGGAAAACGGUGAUGUGCUUUUGAUAUCGGAGCCAUAUCGCACACCAAUCGGAAGCAACAACUGGGUGUCGGACAAAACGGGAAUGGCAGCUAUCUGGGCAACGGGAAAAUUCCCGAUACAAAGAGUUGUAUCCUGUGCCUUCGAAGGGUUUACCAUCGCCGUGGUGAAUGGAGUCUACUUCUGCAGCUGUUACGCACCCCCAAGGUGGGACCUGGAGAAGUUUACCGAAAUGUUGGACAACAUAGUAACGGAGCUUUGCGGGCGAACUCCGGUUGUCAUCGCUGGAGAUUUUAACGCCUGGGCAGUUGAAUGGGGCAGUAAACGGACUAACAGCAGGGGAGACGCGGUGCUCGAGACCCUUGCCCAAUUUAACGUGGUUUUGGGUAACGUUGGCACUACUCCCACGUUUAGAAGGAACGACAGGACGUCGAUUAUUGAUGUGACGUUUUGUAGUCCCGUUCUGGCGCAGAGCUUAAACUGGCGAGUAAGUGAAGCAUACACUCUCAGUGACCACCGUGUAGUCCGGUACUACGUCAACAGAAGGCGCAGCCCAGCACCUGUCCCCUCGACGAGUAUCCGAGGUUGGAAAACCGAGCUGUUCGACGUGGAACUGUUUGCGGCGGCGUUAAACUUCGGCGAUUUCGGGGAGACUCUCGAUGCUUCGGGCCUAGUAGCAGCGUUGGCCCAGGCGUGCGACGCCACGAUGCCCAGGAGGAAGGCGCCGAAAAACGCAAAAUCCCCAGCCUAUUGGUGGAACACAUCCAUCAAAAGGCAUCGGGACGAAUGCAUUGCGGUGCGCAGGAAGCUGCAACGGGAGAGGUGUCCUGUAACGAAGGAGCAACUGAGGGCAAGCUACGUUACGGCCAGGUCGGACCUAAAAAGGGAAAUAAAGGCAAGCAAAAGGCGACAUUUCCACGAGCUUUGCGCUACCGUCGCUCGCGAGCCCUGGGGGUCCGCCUUCAAGGUGCUAAUGGGGAAAGAGAGGAAACACGAACCGGUUGAACGAUGCCCCAUAAAGCUCAAGGGUAUUAUUGAGCAGCUGUUCCCGACGCAUGACGCUCCGGUGCUGAUGCUGGAAAAUGGUAAUGCGGCGUUUCGGCGGAAGAGGUGUGGAGCUCGCUACUGCGCGGCCAUCACCAUUGACGUCAAAAACGCCUUCAAUAGCGCCAGCUGGGAGGCGAUUGCGGUCGCGCUGCAGGGCAUGAGUGUUCCCCCGUAUCUGUGCAGGGUGCUGAGGAGCUACCUCAACGGACGCGUGUUGCAGUACGACACGGAAGAAGGCGUAAGGACGGUAAACAUCACGGCAGGCGUCCCACAUGGAUCAGUUCUUGGUCCCACCCUGUGGAACGUCAUGUAUGAUGGCGUGCUAACCCUUGCACUACCUCCAGGGGCACAGCUAACCGGUUUCGCAGACGACAUCGCCCUGACGGUCACCGGCGAGUCCAUCGAGGAGGUGGAAUUACUAGCCACGGACGCUGUCGGAAGGAUCGACGAGUGGAUGAAAUCAGUGAGGCUGGAGAUUGCACACGCAAAACCCGAGUUCAUACUCAUCAGCAGCCACAAGGAGGUUCAGAAGGCAUCGAUAAUGGUAGGCUCAGAACGCAUUGAGUCUGUCAGGAAUCUCAAAUACCUUGGGGUUAAAAUCGAUGACCGACUGAGAUUCAAGGACCAUCUCGAGGAAGCCUGCAGGAAGGCUAUGAACACCGCAAACGCAUUGGCAUCGUUCACGCCAAAUAUAGGAGGACCGAGCAGCAGCAUCAGGUCUCUUCAUGCCAACGUUGCCACGUCCAUGUUGAGAUAUGGAGCGCCUGUUUGGGCGCACAUCCUGACUGAGAAGCAGCACCAAAAUGCUGUGAACAAGGUGUACAGGCGGUUGGCUAUGCGGGUUGCUAGUGCGUACCGUACCAUAUCGUAUGAAGCGGUAUGCGUGAUUGCGAACAUGAUGCCGUUGUGUAUCAUCCUCGAGGAGGACCGGAAGAACUUUCGGCAAGCACGUUCGGGGGAACCACUCACCGCAGCAGUGAGAGCGAUAAACAGAGCUGCGUCGAUGGAGAAAUGGCAGAACACUUGGAGCAGCGCAACGAGCGGGAGAUGGACCUUCUCGCUGAUCCCGGACGUGACAUCAUGGCUGGGUAGGAAGCACGGUGACGUGAAUUUCUACGUUACGCAGUUCCUGUCCGGUCACGGCUGCUUCAGGAGCUACCUACAUAGAUUCCGGCACGCUUCCUUGCCUCGGUGCUCAGCGUGCGUGGACGUUGAUGAGACGGCGGAACAUGUCUUGUUCCACUGUCCAAGAUUCGCCGAGGAGCGCCAGCAGCUGAGCAACAAAUGCGGAACGGAGGUAUGCCGAUCGAACCUGAUGCAGUUGAUGUUGCAGAGCGGUGAUCUGUGGGAAGCCACAGCCACAACGAUGCGUCUGAUCCUGGUGGAGCUACAGCGGAAGUGGAGGGAGGACCAGCUGAAUGGUCGCGCCUGA
This is a messenger RNA of Anopheles moucheti, 2547 nucleotides long. RefSeq lists its product as uncharacterized. Lineage: Eukaryota; Metazoa; Arthropoda; Insecta; Diptera; Culicidae. Gene Ontology annotation, molecular function: catalytic activity. Bases 1 to 2547 code for a protein of 848 amino acids. The record is from RefSeq and is a predicted model, not a curated record. The transcript has 2 exons.